GCAGUCGCAUUUUUUUAUGUUCCGGAAGCUAUUGCACAUCAGAAAUUUGUUUACCAUGCCUUCCGAAGCAGCAGCCACCAUCCCGUCGCGUAACAUCGAAAUCAAAGCUCAAAUCGCGGACGAGGAAGCCUUCCAGCAAAAGGUGACGAUUGCCAAGCAGCUAACCGGUACCAGUGGCGAGAUCAUCAAGCAGCACGACGUAUUCUUCAAUGCCGAAAAGGGACGGCUUAAGCUGCGCUAUCUGGAGACGAAAAAGUCCGAGCUGAUUCAGUACUUCCGACCGGAUGUAGGUGGUCCAAAGCUGUCCACCUAUCACAAACUCGAUCUGGAUGAGCCGAAACUGAUGGAAACGAUCCUCGCCGAAAGCAUCGGCAUCAAGGGUGAGGUCAAGAAACAUCGGCAUCUGUUCCUGCACGAGCAAACACGGAUCCACCUGGACGAUGUGGACGGAUUGGGUUACUUUUUGGAAUUUGAGGUCGUACUCAAACCGGAGCAAAGUGUAGACGAGGGUGCGGAGAUUGCUAAUGAAAUGAUGAAAAAGUUCAAAAUUGAAGAGAAGGACCUGAUCCAGGGGGCUUACAUGGACAAAUUGUUGAAAUAAAGCUAAAAUGUAAA
Ochlerotatus camptorhynchus is the source of this 615-nucleotide messenger RNA. RefSeq lists its product as uncharacterized. Bases 17 to 601 code for a protein of 194 amino acids. The record is from RefSeq and is a predicted model, not a curated record. The transcript has 2 exons. NCBI's taxonomy places the organism in Eukaryota, Metazoa, Arthropoda, Insecta, Diptera, Culicidae.